CCACAAUUAUAUGGUGAUAAUAUGACUCGAACUUUUGCAUACUGGACUGGUGAUGGUGGUCACAAGACAGGUUGCUACAACACUCUUUGCAAAGGUUUUGUUCAAGUUCAUCAAACAUACACUCCCGUUAUGUUUUUCCAAAACACGUCACAAGUACGAAAACCACCGGUUGCAUUUACUGUGGAGAUUUCUAGGGAACCUGGAACAGGAAAAUGGUGGUUGAUGAUUGAAAAAGACAUCAAAAUUGGAUAUUGGGCAAAAGAUCUAUUCCCACUAUUUAGACCGGGAGUUGAGUAUAUUUAUUGGGGCGGUCGUGUAAAAUCUGGUAAAGACGGAGUUAGCCCAGCAAUGACUAGCGGCAUAAAUCUUAAUAGAUUCCAAGAGACCACGGGAUUUUUUGAUGCACUCAAACUCAAGGACAAGAACGAUCAUAAUUUAGAACCAGUACGAAAACACCUAGAAGAUACUAUUGAUUGUCCAAAGUUCUAUGGUGCGAAAUAUUGGGCCGAUAAUAAUAUCGUGCUUUUUUCCGGAAGAGGUGGUGGUACUUGUGUCUGAAAAAGAUUUAUGCUAAAAAUGAUGGGAAAGAAACAUAUAAUUUCGAUUAUAAAUUCUUGUUUUUGGACGUAAGACUAAUUAUUAACAUUAAUAAAGUUCUCAUCUUUAGCUUG
Messenger RNA from Papaver somniferum (opium poppy), 671 nucleotides. RefSeq lists its product as uncharacterized. The record is from RefSeq and is a predicted model, not a curated record. Lineage: Eukaryota; Viridiplantae; Streptophyta; Magnoliopsida; Ranunculales; Papaveraceae. The coding region runs from base 22 to 558 and encodes 178 amino acids. The transcript is spliced from 3 exons.